GCAAGGGUAAAGCCUGGUUUGCUGGUCUCAGCUAGGCUACUUUAAAGCGGUACAGCUUUCUCCUGUAAAACCGGUUUUAGCAGGCUGGGAGACCAGUAAAAAACAACCUUUAAUCUCGUAUGUGAGCGAGCACAGAUUGUCCAGCCGCAGUAACCUUACACUGCAGCGCCGUGUCCGAGCUUUAACGCUGACGCGCUGCCGGAUGCUCAGCGGUCCACCGUGACAACCGGGGCCAGGUGUAAAGCCCCAGAAUAGCACCAGCAUUGUUGAGUAGACUAUUAAAGCCCCUAUGGUGCCUGUUGCCACUGGGUAAGCUUUCUAUAAACCUGCGCUUACACACUCUUCCUGGAUCUGACGCCCAGUAGUUCAGUGGUCGUAACGUAUAAAUGUACGUUUGAGCUCAGUGUUGGCACGGAGUUCACGAGACACCCAGCGGCCUACAUUUCAAGGAUUUUUCCACGCACAAAAAUGGGUCAGUGUAGUUCAAGGACAUCCGAGCAGUUUAACGAGUUUACGUCACUUACAACUACAAAAUUGUGUGAAAAACGCUCUCCCGGCAUUUCACAAGAGAAAUGGCGAGCGGACGCCUCUCAGAGCGAAGCGGCAGCGGAGAGACGGCGCCGCGGCUGCGGGACCCACGACGACUGCUCCGGACUGGUCUUUGUGGCAGAUCCAACCGGUGGGGUGUGGAUAGACGAAACCCUCGGAAGACAAAGGUGAACCUGUGGAUGUGAAGUUGGGGUCGUCGUUGUUCUUGUUUUUCAAUGAAAUCCAUCCUGAGGUUUCUAAAGGUGAUGACAAUGUCAACAAUCCAGUGCUGGAAGUAUCUGGAAGGAUUGAGAUGGGAUUAUUGGAUGCCUGAGGCCGGGGCACACAUUAAACUUUUUUGUUUGGUUUCCAUUAACUGAAAUGGAUUUAUUUGAAGAGUUUUUCCAAGAUAUGUAUUGUUGUCAUCUAUUAUGUCACUUACUGCCUGGUCAUUGUCACACAUGUCAUGUGGUCAGUUGAUAAAUGUAAUGGGGAAACCCAUGGUUAAUUUCUUUAAACUUAGUCACUUCUCAGGGCAACAGUCUUAACUGAGAACUUAAAAUUAUUUAUAUCAUAUCUAUUUAUAUAUGUUUAUUUCGCAAGGGUUAAAUUUUCAAGUUCAUGUGUCAAAUGACAUUUUCUUUAUUUUCUUUCGGAUCUUUAGCCAUUUUGAACAUAUGUGACAUGAGAAUCCAUGAAAGAGAUUUUAAUUUACUUUUAUCAUGGGAUGUUUUGUUUAAAUGUGUACAUUAUUUAAGACACGAGAGAUAAUCAAGCAGAACUCCGUUCCAGGCAUUCUUAGCAUAUCAUUUGGGAGGUGUCCCGUGAUACUUUGACCCAUUAAUCAUACAGCACUAUGUAGAUAAGCUAGAUAUAAUACAUCACUGAGUAAAGCAGACACCAUCUUAGGUAAACUCACAAUUGUUGAGAGAACACAGUGAGAAGCUUUGGUGUUUGUGAACAUCUCACAUGUACAAUGGGCCAUUCAGGAUCCAGACACAAACCUGAAGCCCGUAUCCUCCUCUUAGGGCUCGACGGAGCUGGAAAAUCAACACUUCUUUACAAACUGAAGUACAAUGAGGACUUCCACACGGUUCCUACAAUUGGAUUCAAUGUAGAAAUGAUCGAAGCGAAGAAGAACAGGGACAAAAUCACCCUGACCGUGUGGGACGUCGGAGGGCAGGAUAAGAUGCAAGUGCACUGGAGGAAUUUUUACCAGGACACAGCUGGAAUUGUGUUCGUUGUGGACUCUUCUGAUAUUAAGCGUCUGGAUGAGGCCAAGAGAGUGCUGGAACAGACCUUAAAGAGUGACCAUCUCAGGAGACUCCCGGUGGUGGUUCUUACCAACAAGCAAGAUAUUGUAGGAGCUGCAACGGUAACUGAGAUCACAGAGCAGUUUAACCUGAGAAAGAGUUGCAGUGAACGAGACUGGUUCAUUCAGCCGUGUUCGGCGCUGACUGGAGCGGGUCUGGUGGAUGGCUUCAGACGAAUGGCACACCUGGUGAAAAUGACACCCGAGGACAAUAACAUCAAAGAGACUGUGAAGUAUAUAAGAUCAAAAUCGGUUAUGUCACUGAAGAAGUAGCGAACAUGGUAACUUAUUAACCACUUUUUAUGGAAGGUUAUGUACACAAUGCUACCAAAUUUGGAUAGUUAAUAACAUGUGAACGGAGUGAAAAAUUAAAUACUAAAAGACACUAGGAUGAUUAUAAAUGAAUUCUUAAAUUCAUUACAGUAACCAAGAUAAAAAAAAACUUGAAUGUCUGUAAUGAAAUAAAUGCCCAUACAAACAGCAAAGCCUGUUAACCACACUUACGAAAAGUUAUGUAAACUUUAGUUGUUCAGAAUCAUGUGAACUGAAUGGGAAGUGGAGUUAUAAGGAACUGUAAAAGGGUCUAAAUAUUACCUUGAAUUAAUUGAAUGCAUUUAACACAUGCUGUAGAGUACUUGUACAUUUACAAUUUUAUUUUUUUUAUAAAACAGACUUAGAUUAUGUAAACAAUCAUGUGAACUAAAGAAAAAAAA
Messenger RNA from Onychostoma macrolepis, 2553 nucleotides. RefSeq names its product ADP-ribosylation factor-like 14 (gene arl14). Gene Ontology annotation, molecular function: GTPase activity; GTP binding. The transcript is spliced from 2 exons. Gene Ontology annotation, biological process: vesicle-mediated transport; intracellular protein transport. The record is from RefSeq and is a predicted model, not a curated record. Gene Ontology annotation, cellular component: cytoplasm. NCBI's taxonomy places the organism in Eukaryota, Metazoa, Chordata, Actinopteri, Cypriniformes, Cyprinidae. Bases 1505 to 2113 code for a protein of 202 amino acids.